AACCCAUGCAUUACCAUCAUCGACCGUAAAAAACUUCAUAGUACCAUCAGCUUUAGUCGCAGCAUUUUGUGGGCAGGUGUACGAGACGUUCUUUCACAUUGCGAGUAGAUCUCGACGUGCUUGGAGCAAGGGAAGUCAUUAAUUUAGGUCAAAUUAGUGUGUGUUGAAUAAUAGUUUUUAAACGGUGCCCACGCAAAGUUUGCGCGAUUCGGUUCAUAAUGUCGUUCAAGAAGGAUCUGGUCCUGCUGGUGAAGCCCUACUACUGGGUUAACAUUCUGAUGAGCCUGUCAUACAUCGUGGCCAAGCGAGCGCCCAUGAUUUGCAACUAUUUAUGGACAUAUCUGUUCAACCAGGCUGAUCAAUGCGAGCUGGAUGGGCGCGAGACGGAGAUCCUAUUCUUCCUGCUGAUUGUGGUUAUGAUCCGGACCAGGAAAACCGGAAGUGUCACUAUGAUAAAUUAUUUGACGUCCAGUUUUAUGUACACAAAGUUGGCAAAUCUCGGAUUGUGGUUCUACAGUGACAUCCGUCUGGGGCUAAUCUAUGGGGUGUUGUUCAUUCUAGUUGCGCUAAUUCUGCCAGAACCAACCUACAGUGGACCGGAAAAUGUCACUUAUUUCCGUUUAGAAAACGGCCUCGAAGACGAAAUGGAGAAGGACAAGCGGGUCAACUGGAUAGUCACUUUCUACACGGUGUGGAAUCCGGCUUGCGUUAAUUUUGCUCCUAUUUUCGCGGAAUUGUCAUCGGAAUAUAACUUGCCCAACCUGCGGUUCGGAAAGGUAGAUAUCGGCAGAUUUCCAAAUCUGGGGAAGAAGUACCACGUCUCGGAUAGUUCCCUCAGUCGUCAGCUUCCAUCGGUUGUGCUGUUCCGGAAUGGAAAGGAGGUGGCUCGGCGGCCGUAUGCCGACGCCAAGGGCAAGUUGGUUAAAUUCUUUUUCUCCGCGGAUAAUGUGAAAGCUGCCUUUGAUUUGAACAACCUCUACAAGGAGUGCAAGGAGAAUCCCAUCAAGGGCGCCAAGGCAAUUACGGCCAGCCAGAAGAAAAAGAACUAAACUUGAAAUGUUGGUUCUUCCAGAAGUGCUUUUUUUAUUUAUUCAUUACUGUGGCCAAAUCGCUCGUUGGCCAUCUUUGAGCAAAAAGUUUGCUGUGAACAAUUUGAAUAAGCAUUUAAUUCUAUUCUAAACAAAGCAUUAAUUUAUCACUGGAUCUGCCCAUACUAUUUUCCUAUCUUCCUUUUUAUUGCUCUACAGUAGGUAGUUUAUCAGCGUUAUCGAAAUCGAAUCCAAAAAUUCAUUAGCCUAAGAUAGAAACAACCCUGUCCAGCGUCAUCACUUCAUUAGGUUUAGUAGAGACACGCCGUUCUCCGAUCGUGAUGUAACUUCGAGCGAAAUCGCCAGCAGCUUGAAGUGCUAAUUGCAUUGAGUGAAGAUAUCGAAACGUAAAACCGCUUCAAUCCUAACUGAUAAGCAGUAUGAUAGUCAUUUUCGUAUGUAUUUUGUUGUCAGCAGUGUUGUUGGUCAUUGAAGAAUCGCGGAUUUGAAAAUUUUAUAAAAAGGUAGUCCAUCGUUUAUUGUAUUAAGUUUUUUAUGUUAGUUUUGUUUUAGUUUUAAGGAGCUGAAUAGUCAUCAUGGGUAGAGAAUCUUGAAGAAGUCAGAAAACAAAAGUCAAUAAAUUUAAUGAUAUUCAAGUAA
Molecule: messenger RNA, 1688 nt
Organism: Armigeres subalbatus
Lineage: Eukaryota; Metazoa; Arthropoda; Insecta; Diptera; Culicidae
Product: thioredoxin-related transmembrane protein 2 homolog
Exons: 1
Coding region: 219-1049 (276 amino acids)
Cellular component (GO): membrane-bounded organelle
Molecular function (GO): disulfide oxidoreductase activity
Source: RefSeq, a predicted model, not a curated record